Paramormyrops kingsleyae is the source of this 1478-nucleotide messenger RNA. The record is from RefSeq and is a predicted model, not a curated record. NCBI's taxonomy places the organism in Eukaryota, Metazoa, Chordata, Actinopteri, Osteoglossiformes, Mormyridae.
AGUUUUUUUUUGACGUAGUUUAGAACGCAGAUGCUUAUUUAUACUGCGGGACGGGAGACACUGCUCAUUUCGCCUUGGAUAAGAAGAUGGGAAUCAUGAAAUUUGCGUGUGCCGCUGGAGUGGUGGCUGCCGCCGCUGGUACAGCGUACCUCUACCGGCGGUUCAGGAAAACGCCAGAGCAGGAGGAAGUGAAUAUGGCCACCUCAUUACAUGACGAAACUCUUAUGGUGGCAAAUGAUUACAUGGACUUAUGUGUUGGAAUCGAGAGGACACCUCCCAGCGAGUCCGCUAAAGCCAUGCGAUACAUAGCAAAGAAGGUGGAGGAUAUGUACUGGCUCCCACUGCGCCGUCUUGUGCAGUCAUUCUUGAGCAACUUUCCCAUACACACCUGGACCGAACUCAGGAAUGUGAUGCUGGAUAUGGUUGAUCGUGAAAAUAUGAGGUGGUCCCAGAUUGUGAUUCUCUUCGCCUUCACGGGAAUGCUGGCAGUUCAAAUGUCUACCAUAGAUGAAGAUUUCACCUGCUGCAGACGGCUAGCAGACAUGAUCACUGAUGUUCUUAGAGAAACACAGGAAUGGAUGAUCCAGAAUGGAGGCUGGAGGGGGUUCGUGGACUAUGUCCGCAUAUUCAGACCAGAAUAUCCAGUGUCACCUGUGAUGAGAGGUCUCUUCACAGCUGCAAAUGUGGCAAUUGCCUUUCUUCUUGUACGUUACAGUAUUUCCUUUCCAUUUUAUUCAGAGAAAUGUUUUCCUGAAAGAUUUUUGAUCAAGUUUUUGUUAAUUUGCUUAUGUACAUACAGUAUGGUUCACUGUUGUUUCCCCCAUGGCCCUUUUCUUAUAAAUUAUAUAUGACCUAUAGUCUGUUUGGUAUAUUUGUUUCAUUUUAUGACAUUGUUACCCAUACAGUUGUACAGUAUAAAACCUUCAAAAAAUGUUAAUUGUUAAUGUUAAUAGUUAUAAUAAAAUUAAUUGUGUUAAACAUUUUCUCCCCUUUUUGUGAAAGUAGUAUAUUUUCAUCUAGUAGAAGUGUUUUUUAAGUUUUAAGUAAAAGUAACUUGCAAUAACAGAUUUAAAGAGACUCGAAUGAGAGACGUUCUACUAAUAUAACGUCUGACGUUAAACGGGUGUGGGAAUUUUGUUAAAGAUUAAAGAUUUGGUUUGGGAUUUGCAUAUCAUAUUAUGAAGUUUGUGAUUUGUGUGUAUAGUUUACUAGCUAGUUGCUAACACAGCAAGCUCGAGCAGCGAGGAGCCAACUUACAAUGGUUAAAGACAAGGUGACAGAGAUGUUUGACUUAACUGCCUCUGUAUUGUUUUUAAUAGAUCAAUUAUCUGCUAAAAAGAUCCCUACCAGGCUUGGUCCCGUUCAAGAAACUGCCAGAAACAUGAGUUUGCUAGAUGGGACAGUCUACCAGAAAUGUGCAUUAUCUGUCCUAGAUUGCUAAUGUGAAUAAAACUUGUAUUAUCCAAAAAAGUCUAAAA